Messenger RNA from Salmo salar (Atlantic salmon), 2733 nucleotides. RefSeq names its product tuftelin interacting protein 11 (gene tfip11). Gene Ontology annotation, biological process: spliceosomal complex disassembly. Gene Ontology annotation, cellular component: U2-type post-mRNA release spliceosomal complex. The record is from RefSeq and is marked provisional. NCBI's taxonomy places the organism in Eukaryota, Metazoa, Chordata, Actinopteri, Salmoniformes, Salmonidae. Gene Ontology annotation, molecular function: nucleic acid binding.
CACAUUGUCCAUAUAUAUUUGCGUUCAUCGAUAGUUGCAACAACUGAGCAGUUCAGAGACCCAGCCAUGUCUAUGUCCCACCUGUACGGACGGCAGGGAGAGGAGGAGGAUGAGGGGGUGGAGGUGGAGAAGUUUGAGGUGACAGAAUGGGACCUGGCCAAUGAGUUUAACCCGGAGCGCCGCAGACACAGACAGACCAAAGAGGAGGCCGUCUAUGGCAUCUGGGCAGAGAGGGGAGACUCCGACGAUGAGAGACCCAGCUUCGGAGGGAAGAGGUCUAAGGACUACUCUGCCCCUGUGAGUUUUGUGAGUGCUGGGCUGCGCAAGUCUGCAGCAGAGGAGAAGCAACAGCAGCAGAUAGGUGGAGGGUCAGAUGACUCUGACAAUGACAACACUCCCCCUGCCCAACCCCCACCCCGCGACACUGCACCUAAGAAAUUACAGACGGGGGGUCAUUUCCGUGGCAACAGCCAGUCCCAGAGGACUGGGUUUGCGGCUGGUAUCCGAGCUGGAGGAGACUUGGGCACUUGGGAGAAACACACCAAGGGGAUUGGCCAGAAACUCCUCCAGAAGAUGGGCUAUGUACCAGGGAAAGGACUGGGGAAGAAUGCCCAGGGUAUUUUGAACCCCAUCGAGGCGAAGCUUCGGAAGGGAAAGGGGGCGGUGGGUGCCUACGGCAACGAGAGAACCAAACAGUCACUACAGGACUUCCCUGUGGUUGACUCUGAGGAGGAGGAGGAGAAGGAGUUCCAGAGGGAGCUAGGUCAGUGGCGUAGGGACCCUGCAGGUGGUGGAGGGAAGAAGAAACCAAAGUAUUCCUACAGGACUGUAGAGGAGCUGAAGGCUAAAGGCAAGCUGGCUGGACGGACCACACAGACACCCGCUGGAGAAUUGGCUCAGGUCAAGGUGAUAGAUAUGACAGGCAGGGAACAGAAGGUGUAUUACAGCUACAGUCAGAUGACUAACAAACUCAGUGUACCAGAGGAGGCUCCACUGAGCGUGGCCACACGUGAGCAGAAGACGUCUGGCUUUGCCCUGCCAGAGCUGGAGCACAACCUGCAACUACUGAUCGACCUGACGGAACAAGACAUACUACAGUCCUCGCGGCGUCUGCAGCAUGAGCGUGAUGUGGUGGUGACUCUGAGCCACGAGAGCUCCGGUCUGCAGACGAGGCUCGAGACGGAACGGGAUGCCAUCCAGAGGCUAGAGGCAGUACUGCAGCUGGUGGAUCGCUUUCAGAGCGGGGAGACUGCACCUGGGGUAGGACCCAGCCUGCAGGAGUGUGCUGGUGUUUUUGAGACUCUACAGAGUGAGUUCUAUGAGGAGUACAAGACUCUAGGUUUGGGAGAUCUGGCUGCAGCUGUAGUACAUCCACUACUCAGAGAGAAACUACGUACAUGGGAUCCUCUCAAGGACAGUUCAUAUGGUCUGGAGGAGGUGGGUCAGUGGCGAGCCAUCCUGGAGUCUGAUCAGCUUCACCACGCCAACGCCCCUGAAGCACACAUGGACCCCUACCACAGGCUGCUGUGGGAGGUGUGGAUCCCCGUGCUGCGAGUGUGUGUGUCGGGGUGGCAGCCUCGUAUGGUAGGACCCAUGGUGGACUGUGUGGAGGUCUGGACCCCUCUGCUGCCCCUCUGGAUACUAAACCACCUCCUGGAACAACUCCUCUUCCCCAGGCUGCAGAGAGAGGUGGACAGCUGGAACCCCCUGACCGACACAGUGCCCAUCCACUCCUGGCUCCACCCCUGGCUGCCUCUGCUCCAAUCACGGCUGGAGCCUCUCUACCCGCCCAUCCGCAGUAAACUGGCCAAUGCGCUGCAGCGCUGGCACCCGAGUGACGGCUCCGCCCGCCUCAUCCUCCAACCAUGGAGAGACGUGUUCACGCCCGGUGCCUGGGAGGCCUUCAUGGUCAAAAACAUAAUCCCUAAACUAGCUCUGUGUCUGGGGGAGCUGGUAAUAAAUCCUCACCAGCAGCAGAUGGAGCCGUUCAACUGGGUGUUGGACUGGGAGGGCAUGCUGUCUCCCUCCAGCCUCGUAUCACUGCUGGACAAACACUUCUUCUCCAAGUGGCUACAGGUGCUGUGUUCGUGGCUUAGUAACAGUCCUAACUAUGAGGAGAUUACAAAGUGGUACCUGGGCUGGAAGUCCAUAUUCAGUGAUGCUGUUCUGGCUCAGCCACUCGUUAAGGACAAGUUCAACGAAGCUCUGGACAUCAUGAACCGCGCUGUCUCCUCUGGCCUUGGUGGAGGGUACAUGCAGCCUGGUGCCCGUGAGAACAUAGCAUACCUCACACACACAGAGCGUCGUAAAGACUUCCAGUACGAGGCUCUGCAGGAGCGCCGGGACGCUGAGAGCGUGGCGCAGCGAGGCAUCGGUGCCAGCCUGCCCACCAACUUUAAAGACCUGAUCCAGACCAAGGCUGAGGAGAACAACAUUGUCUUCAUGCCGCUGGUUGCCAAACGCCACGAGGGCAAACAGCUGUACACCUUUGGACGUAUCGUCAUCUACAUAGACAGAGGAGUGGUCUUCGUACAGGGAGAGAAGACCUGGGUCCCCACGUCCCUACAGAGUCUCAUAGAUAUGGCCAAGUGAUAGAGGGAGUACAUAGAGAUGGAGAUAAGGUGAAUGCUGUGUAGAGGCAGCACGCUUGUCAUUUGUUUGUAAUAAGUUUGAUAUUCAGCUGGUGAACACUGAAAUAUGUAAUUGGAACCAUGAAUAAAUGAUUUGACUUUC